CCCGCGGCGGCAGCGCCUGGGCCUGAGCGGCGGCCCCGGGCCGAGGCAGCAGCGGCGGCGGCGGCCACCGGAGCGCGGGGGCCGAGCGGAGGGGCCGGAGGGAAGGCGGGGAGGGAGGCCCCGGCCGCCCUGCCCUCCGCCCUCCGCCGCCGCGCCCGCCCGCGCCCCGCUCCCCGCGCCGCCCGGCAUGGACGGCGGCGGGGGCGGCCCCGCGGGCACCGGCCUGGAUAAGAUGCUCGAGGGCUCCGCUUGCUGCCGAAGAUCCCUCCCCGCCCUGCCCGCGCCGUGAUCCCGCCGCAGCCCCGCCAGGACCCCCUUCCCCGCCGGGCUCCGAUGGAAGAGGCGCCGGGCCGGAGCCGCCCCGCCGGGAGCGAGGGCGCCCCAUGAGCCCCCCCAGAUGAGCCACGCAGCCAAGGGGGAGCCCCCCGGGGCCGGCAUGGCGCAGGAGGGGCCGCCCGCCUUCUACCCCAGCCAGGAGCUCGACCUGUCCACCAAGGUGUACAAGAGGGAGUCAGGGAGCCCCUUCUCGGUGCUGGUGGACAGCAAGGGCAGCAAGGGCCACCUCCACGAGAGGGAGGAGCAGCCGUUUUUCAGGGAGAGCAGAGCGGUAGGAGAGGUCCGGGCUGUGAAAGAAGACAGGGAAAACUCUGACGACUCUGAGGAGGAGGAGGAAGAGGAGGAAGAUGAAGUGACUUACAAAAGGGAGCAGAUUAUAGUGGAGGUAAACCUUAACAACCAAACCUUAAAUGUGUCCAAAGGGGAGAAGGGUGUCCCCUCGCAGUCCAAAGAGACUGCUGUCCUUAAGAGCAGCAGUGAGGAAGAGGAGGGUGACAGUGGGGAAGAGGCCACGGAAGACAGUAAUGAUUAUGAGGAGAAUGAGAGGCAGAAGAAAAAGGAGAAAAGAGUGGAGAAGGGUAGUGUUGGCCAGAGGAGAAGCAGGAGAGCCGCCUCUGCCGCGGCCGCCGCCGCCUCCCCGGCGCCCCGAGCCACGCGGCGCAGGAAGAGCGCGGAGCCCCCCAAGCGUAAGAAGAAAGCUGCAAAGGAGCCCAAGGCACCUGUGCAGAAAUCCAAGUGCGAAGAGAAGGAGACUCUGACCUGUGAGAAGUGCCCCAGGGUGUUUAACACACGCUGGUACCUGGAGAAGCACAUGAACGUCACCCACAGGCGCAUGCAGAUCUGCGACAAAUGUGGGAAGAAAUUUGUGCUGGAGAGUGAGCUGUCCCUCCACCAGCAAACUGACUGUGAAAAAAACAUCCAGUGCGUGUCCUGCAACAAAUCCUUCAAGAAGCUCUGGUCGCUCCACGAGCACAUCAAGAUCGUGCACGGCUACGCCGAGAAGAAAUUCUCCUGCGAGAUCUGCGAGAAGAAGUUCUACACCAUGGCCCACGUGCGCAAACACAUGGUUGCCCACACCAAGGACAUGCCCUUCACCUGCGAGACCUGCGGCAAGUCCUUCAAGCGCAGCAUGUCCCUCAAGGUGCACUCCCUGCAGCACUCGGGGGAAAAGCCCUUCCGAUGCGAGAACUGCGACGAGAGGUUCCAGUACAAGUACCAGCUGCGCUCGCACAUGAGCAUCCACAUCGGGCACAAGCAGUUCAUGUGCCAGUGGUGUGGCAAGGACUUCAACAUGAAGCAGUACUUCGACGAGCACAUGAAAACCCACACUGGAGAGAAGCCGUUCAUCUGCGAGAUCUGCGGCAAGAGCUUCACCAGCCGGCCCAACAUGAAGCGGCACCGGCGCACGCACACGGGCGAGAAGCCGUACCCGUGCGACGUGUGCGGGCAGCGCUUCCGCUUCUCCAACAUGCUCAAGGCGCACAAGGAGAAAUGUUUCCGCGUCACCAGCCCCGGCACCAGCCCCGCCGCCGGCCCGCCCGGCCCGCGCUGCUGCCCGCGCCCUGCCCGGCCCCUCCGGGCCGCGGCGCCGCCCGCCGCGCUGGCUCUGGGCCCGGCGCCGCCGCGCCCCGUGCCGCACCCGUACGGAGCCCUGGCCCUGCCGCCGCACGGGCACCACCCGCACGGGCACCACGCGCAGCACCUGCCCGUGCCCCUGCCGCACCUGCCGCCGCCGCCCGCCCUGUUCAAGAGCGAGCCGCUGAACCACCGCGGGCACGGCCACGGGCACGGCGGCGACGGCUUCCUGCGGCACCUGGACAAGGGCGGCCCCGCGCAGCCCCACUGACACCGCCUGGCAUCCAGGUUUGGGAGCUGGGGCACGGGCGGGGAGCUGGGAGGGGAUUGAGCUGCUGUGGGCACGGCCACGGGCACGGCAGUGACGGCUUCCUGCGGCACCUGGAUGAGACCGGCCCGGGACAGCUGCACUGACACCGGCUGGCAUCCAGGAUGGGAGCUGGAAUCCAGGUGUGGGAGCUGGGAUGGGAUUGGACUGGCACGGCCAUGGGCAUGGCUUCCUGCGGCACCUGGAUGAGACCAGCCCAGGACAGCUGCACUGAUGCGGGCUGGCAUCCAGGAUGGGAGCUGAGAUCCAGGUGUGGGAGCUGGGAUCCAGGUGUGGGAGCUGGGAUCCAGGUGCGGGAGCUGGGAUCCAGGUGUGGGAUCCAGGAUGGGAGCUGGGAUGGGAUCUGGGAUGGGAUUGGACUGCCAUGGCCAUGGGCACGGCUUCCUGCAGCACCCAGACAAGGCCAGCCUGGCACAGCCCCUCUGGGAUCAGGGGCUGGCACGGGACUGGGCUCUGGGAUCCCCUCUGGGGUCCAGGUUUGGGCUCUGGGAUCCCCUCUGGGUCCAGGUUUGGGCUCUGGGGUGGCACCGAGACCCUGAACCACAGCAAGGGCUUCCUGUGGCACCUGGGUGAGCCCAGCCUGGCACAGCCACACUGACACGGGCUGGGAUCAGGGACCUGGGACCCAGGUUGGGAAUCCUGGAUCUGCUCUCCUGCCACCCCAUUUCGUGCUUGGGGUCGGGGUUUGGGAUCUGGGAUGGGAUAGAGCCCCGGAACCACCACGGGCACACCUGGACAAGGCCAGGCUGGCACAGCCACACGGACACAGGGUGGGAUCCAGGAUGGGAUCUGGGAUCUGCCCUCCUGCCACCCCACACUGCGCUUGGGAUCCGGGACCCAGCUUUGGGAUCCAGUCUGGCUCUGGGAUUCAGCUCUGGGAUCUGGGAUCUCUGAUUCAUCUCUGGGAUCUGGGAUCCAUCUGUGGGAUCCAAUCUGGGUCUGGGAUCCAGGAUCCAGCUCUGGGAUCCAGUCUGGCUCUGGCAUCUGGGGUUCAGAUCUGGGAUCCAUUCUGGCUCUGUGUUCCAGCUGUGGGAUCCAUUCUGGGAUCUGGGUUCCAGCUGUGGGAUCCAGCUGUGGGAUCCAUUCUGGAUCUGGGAUCU
Molecule: messenger RNA, 3339 nt
Organism: Camarhynchus parvulus
Lineage: Eukaryota; Metazoa; Chordata; Aves; Passeriformes; Thraupidae
Gene: ZNF652
Product: zinc finger protein 652
Biological process (GO): regulation of transcription by RNA polymerase II
Cellular component (GO): nucleus
Molecular function (GO): RNA polymerase II cis-regulatory region sequence-specific DNA binding; DNA-binding transcription activator activity, RNA polymerase II-specific
Source: RefSeq, a predicted model, not a curated record